Messenger RNA from Adineta steineri, 1092 nucleotides. The record is from the annotation of a GenBank genome assembly. NCBI's taxonomy places the organism in Eukaryota, Metazoa, Rotifera, Eurotatoria, Adinetida, Adinetidae.
AUGGCUAGAAAAAAUAAUGAUACGAAACCAGCAACAAAAAGACAAUGUCGAAAUGAAAAUGAAAAACGUCGUCGUGAUUUAUCUACACAAUUAAUAACAAAUCUAAAAGAUAUACUUUUCAUUGAAAACACUUCGGACACAAACGAAGAAAAUACGAAGUUAGAUAAAGCUUCAGUUUUACGUCAAACUGUAACGUUUUUAGAAAAACAUCAACAAAGUAAAACAUAUAAUUAUAUAUUAAAAUAUCAAUUAAAGAAUAAUUUAGAUAUAAAAAAUAAAACACAAUUAGUUCUACCAAAUUUACAAAAUUCUUCUUCUUCAUCAUUAUCAUCAUCAAAUUCUAUUCUUGAAUUUUCUUGGAAACCACCUUGUGAUAUAACUUCUAUUGAUGAAUGGUUACAACUAGCUAUUGAAUCCAUGCAUUGUUUUUUUCUUGUUAUUAAAUUUGAUUUAACUCUUCAUAAAAUAGUUUAUGUUUCAAAGAAUAUUCAUUCAUAUUUUGGUUAUUCACAAGAUGAACUUAUUAAUCAUUCAUUAUUUGAUUUUAUUCUUCCAUCAAAUCAUGAUCAAUUACUCGCCUAUCUUCUAAAUAAUCAUCAAGUGUUACAAACAUGUGAUAUAUCAUGGAAACGAGCAGUUGAUAAUGAUUAUGAACAAUGUACAUUGACUGGUGCAUAUCGAACAAUUAAUGAAAACGAACAAUAUUUUAUGUCGAUUGUUAAAAUAAAUACAUUAGAUCGAAUGUUAAAGAUGAAUGCUGAUUAUCCAGUAGAAGAAUUUGUCACUUAUUUGAAUACUCAAGGAAAAUUUGUUUAUAUCGAUUCAAAAGCACGACAAAUACUUGGUUAUGAUCCAUUUGAUUUGAUUGGUCGUACUUAUUUUGAUUUUGUUCAUCCAGAUGAUCUCGCAGUUAUUGUUCGAGCUUACAAAUUAUGGAAAGAAAAUGGAAAUGAGAAAAGUGAACCAUAUAGAUUUCUAACAAAAGAUGAUCAAUGGAUUCUUCUGCAAACAUCUUCACAAGCACAUAUUAAUACAUGGACAGGAAAAGUGGAAAGUUACAUUUGUACAACAUAUAUUAUUGAAUGGUACUAG